AUGGUCACCAUGUUCCUCAGGCGACACUCGUCCUCCAUUAGAUGCAUCACCUUGCUGGAGUUUGAAGGACAGAAGAAGGGAGGAGGAAAACUAGGAGACAAUAAGUGUGACGAGGCCCUCGCCGCCCCCCUGCCUCACACAGCCUUCACCAGCUCGUCUGUCUUCUCCAACGGAUAUGCCCCUGGAUAUGCCAAGCUCAACAGGAGAGGAGGUGCUGGUGGCUGGUCACCUCUGGACAGCGACCAUUACCAGUGGCUCCAGGUGGACCUGGGCUCCAGGAAGCAGGUGAGCUCCGUGGCCACGCAGGGCCGCUACAGCAGCUCCGACUGGACCACGCGGUACCGCCUCCUCUACAGCGACACGGGCAGGAACUGGAAACCAUACCAUCAGGACGGCAACAUCUGGGCCUUCUCCGGAAACUCGAACUCGGAGAGCUCGGUUCGCCACGAGCUGCAGCCGGGGAUCGUGGCUCGCUUCCUGAGGCUCGUCCCGCUGGACUGGAGCGAGGAGGGACGGAUCGGUCUGCGCAUAGAGGUGUACGGCUGCUCCUACUGGGCCGGUGUGAUCAACUUUGAUGGACUGGGUGUGAUCUCAUAUCGUUUUAAGGUGAAGAAGAUGAAGAUCAUCAAAGAUGUGAUCGCACUGAGGUUCAAGACGUCAGAGAGUGAGGGAGUGAUUCUCCACGGGGAGGGCCAGCAGGGGGACUACAUCACUCUGGAGCUGCGCAUGGCCAAGCUGCUGAUGCAGAUCAACCUGGGCAGUAAUCAGUACGGCUCCAUCCUGGGUCACACCUCUGUGACCACCGGCAGCCUCCUGGACGACAACCACUGGCACUCAGUGGUGAUCGAACGCUACCGACGUAACGUCAACUUCACUCUGGACCGACACACUCAGCACUUCAGGACCAACGGAGAGUUUGACCACCUCGAUUUGGACUAUGAGUUGAGUUUUGGUGGAAUGCCGUACAGUGGAAAGCCCGUUGGAGCCGGGAGGAAGAACUUUAAAGGCUGCAUGGAGAGCAUCAACUACAACGGAGACAACAUCACAGACCUGGCCCGCAGGAAGAAGAUAGACACGUCCAGCUUUCGCAACCUGUCCUUCUCCUGCAUGGAGACACACUCCUUCCCGGUGUUCUUCAACGCCACCAGCUUCCUGCAGCUGCCGGGACGAGCCAAUCACGACACUUUAUCUGUCAGCUUCCAGUUUCGUACCUGGAACCCCGAAGGGCUCCUCUUGUUCAGUAAUCUGGACGACGGCACGCUGGAGAUCUCUCUGGAGGACAGCAAGGUGGGGGUUCAUCUCAACAUGACGCAGGAGACCGGAAACCAGCGAGUCGACCUAUCAUCAGGUUCAGGCCUCAACGACGGCCAAUGGCACGCCAUACGUUUGGUUGCCAGGGAGAACUUUGCCAUGUUGACUAUAGAUGGCGAGGAGGCGUCUGCAGUGCGCUCCACUUCUCCUCUCACCAUCACCACGGGAGGAACCUACCACUUAGGAGGGUAUUUCCUCCAGACGCUCUUCCCGCCCUCGCAGCGCUCCUUCCAGGGCUGCAUGCAGGCGAUCCUGCUGGACGACCAACCGGCUGAUAUGCAUGCGGUGGAGAAAGGCAUUAUGGGUGCUUUUGAGAACGUCAGCCUGGAUAUGUGCGCAAUCAUAGACAGGUGUAUGCCUAACCACUGUGAGCACGGCGGCCGCUGUAAGCAGACGUGGGACAGCUUCAGCUGCACCUGCGAUGGAACGGGAUACACUGGGGCCACCUGCCACACCUCUAUCUAUGAGCCGUCCUGUGAGGCCUAUAAGCAUCGUGGCCGGUCUUCUGACACCUACUGGAUCGACCCUGACGGCAGCGGACCCCUCGGCCCCUUCAAAGUCAAUUGCAACAUGACAGAGGACAAAGUGUGGACGACAGUUAUGAACAACCUGCCGCCCAAAACUGCAGUGACGGGCUCCAGCAGAGAGAGACGCACCGUCCUGCAGGUCAACUACAGCGCCUCCAUGGACCAGGUGACAUCCAUCACCACCAGUGCAGAGUACUGCGAGCAGCUGAUCUCCUACAGCUGUCGCAUGUCCCGACUGCUCAACACUCCAGGUGAGACGCAUCUUUAUUCACCGCUGACUCGAGAACACAUCACCGACGGAGGCAGGCUGUUCUGUUCGUCACAGAGCCAGAAU
Gymnodraco acuticeps is the source of this 2172-nucleotide messenger RNA. RefSeq names its product contactin associated protein 2a (gene cntnap2a). NCBI's taxonomy places the organism in Eukaryota, Metazoa, Chordata, Actinopteri, Perciformes, Bathydraconidae. The record is from RefSeq and is a predicted model, not a curated record.